Laetiporus sulphureus 93-53 is the source of this 2241-nucleotide messenger RNA. RefSeq lists its product as uncharacterized. The record is from RefSeq and is a predicted model, not a curated record. Lineage: Eukaryota; Fungi; Basidiomycota; Agaricomycetes; Polyporales; Laetiporaceae. The transcript has 4 exons. The coding region runs from base 188 to 2161 and encodes 657 amino acids.
CUGCGAUCUUAUUCUCUGUCGCGUCUGUCCUACUGGUUCGUGCUGUCUGUUUGUGAGCAACCCUUGCUAUACUGCACAAAGUCAUCUCUAUCGCUUUUGGAGCCGUUUGUUCUCAUUUGCAUUAACUGUAAUCCUGAAUCGAUACGACGACAUUUGUUCAGCGGACUUUCAAGAACGGGCUCCAAGCAUGAUUCCUAUCAAGCCUGCGCUGCAUUCUCCUGGUUCUCCGAGCUCUUGUUUUGCACAUUCGAGCCCUAUGCGUGUACCGCUCAACCUUGGUCACUGCGAGGAUGACGAACUUGAAAUGCCUGAAGUGCAAGAACAAGGUCCUGCAUCUAGCUCUCCUAUUGCUUCCUCACCUGCUGCGGUAACUCCUCCAGACUAUGCUGAUGAAGACGAAGUAAAGGUGGCCAGUUCGCCAUUCCUGUCGGCUAUAUGCGUAACCAAGAUUGCUCCAGACGAGUCAUUUGGUCAAAAAGAGACGCAUAUACUCACUGAUUAUAAUGCUGGAAAUGGUCGGACGCUGUCAGCUUUGAAACUUGAAGCCAUUGGAAAUGCAACGCAGGAGCCUCAGCUUGCCGCAACUGAUGAGCUAUGUUCAUCUGUCUCGUCAUCUUCGAGUUCCCCAGACUCCUUUGUCAUCAAACUCCAUGAGUUGCUUCUUGUUGUCCAGCAUGAACAACAGGCAACGGAAGACAAAGCAUUACCCUCGGCUAGUAUCCGCCACGACUGCACGCCACCUCAGGUCGAUGGCAAUCCAGGAGGUUCUGGUCUGUCUCACAUGCAAGAUACCGCGUCUGCUAAUGUAUCUCGCGGGCUCUCUGGCAUACUAUCUGCGCCUCGCUAUGUCCUUCGUACUUUAGGUGACUCUGUCGCUUCUGUUACUUUCAGCUCUGACGAGAAGACUGCCGCUUCUGAGGUUUUGUCUGGUUCUGCUGGCUCUACUCUUCCCAUCAACUCUGUUGCUGAUGUCCAAGAUGCCCAUUCUCAAUCUCCUGACUAUUGGACUUACUUCCAAUCCCCACCACAAGACAUGUGCUGUGAAAUGAACAUUACACCAUCAGGAAAUGAACAUGAGUCUCCUGCAUAUACCCGCCACGAAGACUCGGUGGAACGUCAGCCAUUGUGUGAGGGAUCUUCUAACCCAACGAAGCGUCGACGGUCAAUUCUGCGUCAUUACGAACUCCCUAGCACAUCUGCUACCUCCGCUUCUGGUCGCGACUUACAAGCCCGAACGACAGGCACUCCCGGAUCCGAGCCAAAGAACAAGAAGCGCAAGGUUCACACGGUCGGGUCACGGUUCUUCUCCAGGAAUGCACCAGCCAGCGACCAGGAAGCUGCAACGGAUCUGGCAAAGACGAGACACGGCUCAAGCAUGCAACCAAAGCGCAUAUAUGCGCAACGAGCUGCCAGUCUGCGGCGUGCAGACUCGCUGAGAUCCGAGGCUUUGUACGAAAGAAGCGCACAGCAUGAGAUCGAGAGCUCUCGUUCAACCAGCGUAGUUUCUCCCUUAUCUGUCGUCCCCGACAUCCCAUCUCGAGGCUCCAUCUCAGUCGACGGCAGCACCCCCAGUCCUAACACCGCAUCAUCCUACGGAGGAUACGUGCCUACGGAACCAGCCACUCCCGUAUUCCAUCGUCAUCGCCGGAGAGGGUUAUCUCGUGCAAAGCCUACUCCCCCGCGCUCGCCAUUCCCGUUGCCACUCCCGAUCAUCGCCCCGCCGGCGCUGGAGCUGAUUCCGCGGGCUCCGCUCUCGGUCGAAGAUGCUGCUGAACGCAGGAUCAGAAUAAUGCUCGAGAAGGAGAGAGCCGAGCGCAUGGCGGAUGGGCUUGCUGCCAUGGGGGAUGUGGCGAGGUCGAGCGAAAGUUUGGAAGCAGAGGCAGACUUGAAAGCACACAAUCGCCUUCUUCUCAGAAAUCUGCAGCCAUGCAGUUGGAUGGGAAGGAGAAAGACGCAACGCUGGUCAGCAAAUUCGGCCCAGUCAAAAAUCUGGGGUUACAGGAGGACCUUCGCGUUGAUGUCAUCGACUGGAUUCUGGAUGUAUUGCCUGCAGAACCUCCUUCCCGUGCUAUUCGUGCAGAUCUGCGCGAACAGCUUCAAUCGUCGGACGAAACGCGGUGGCAUGCUGCUCAUUUGUUCACUCGGGUUUUCUAUCGUCUAGGCACUGCCUUGGCCUCGGCUUCCGACGGGAAGGAGGCGGUGCUCGCCGGCGAGGGCAGCGAGGCCAUCAUUUGGGACGUC